Molecule: messenger RNA, 2577 nt
Organism: Eremothecium sinecaudum
Lineage: Eukaryota; Fungi; Ascomycota; Saccharomycetes; Saccharomycetales; Saccharomycetaceae
Gene: RAD9
Product: chromatin-binding protein RAD9
Exons: 1
Coding region: 1-2577 (858 amino acids)
Biological process (GO): positive regulation of transcription by RNA polymerase II; DNA damage checkpoint signaling
Cellular component (GO): nucleus
Molecular function (GO): histone binding
Source: RefSeq, a predicted model, not a curated record
AUGGAUAGCGAUCUUUCGGAUUAUGGCUCCCUUGAUGACACUGAGAGUUGUGUUGGUGAAUUAAACGUUGCAGACCGUGAUUUACAGGUGACAUCGCUGGAAGUACGAUGUAAUACUAAAACACCUGACUUGGAUCGCGUCAAGAAGCUGUUGAGAGGAUCUAAUGAAGGUAUUCGUGGACUUAUUGAUACUUGUGUUGAAGAUACUCCGUUGUCGCAAAGGAAAGAUGUUACAGAUGACUCUUGUUACGCGGGAAAAAGCGGUUUGGAGACACAAUCGGUAUCAGGAACUGUGUUAGUUGGAUCAGGGUCUCCUCUUGGGUUUGCAACUGCCGAAAUUAGAUCCCAAAGCUUGCAGCUGACGGUACCAGAUGAUAUUAGUGUGCCUACUGGUAGCAACGAUAUUUUGAAUGAAAGCGAUGAGUGGUUGAGAAGGGACAAGAGUGGAUUGGAGGCGUCUACUCAGGUAAUAAAUUCUCCUAGCGAUAGUAUUCUGGGUACCGAUCCUUAUAUAAUGUCUGCUGUGAAGGACAGAGGUGAUAUAGUGGGAACUGCUACACAGAUAAUAGUGUCGCCUGCUGUUGAAGCGAAUAGAACUACGGCGAUGGGCUCUGAUAGCCGAAAAGUACCAGCAAUUCAUGGAGAAGAAUCACGACAAGAGCCCAAGAUAUUCUUACAUUUUUCGAAGAAGUGGGGGAAUACUGUAUCCCCAAGCAAGGUUAGGAACCGGAGGUCGCCAUUGUCACAGUGUGAAGAGAUCUCUGGAACACGAGUAUUAGACCGUAGUAUUAAUGGCGAUGAAGAAGAGUUGAAUGUAUAUAGCGAUUGUUCUGUGAGUCAGGAUUUAUCGGAAAUGGUCGAAACUGGGACUGCUACUCAACAGAACUAUAAAGAUAGCAUUGCUAUAUCUACUCCCCCAGCUACGGCACCAAACCUCGUUACCAAUAACGUUUCUGAAAGCCUGUACAUAGAAUCCCAGGAUGCAGCUCCUCCUAAAAACAAGCGGCAGCUGCAAGUUGCAGCUGAAAGCUAUCAAGAUAUCUCUGAUGGGCUUGAAACAACUUCGUCUCAUGACUACGAUACGCGAAAGAAACCAAAAGCUUCAGAAGAUCAACCGAUUAUUUAUAGGGACAUUCGAUUCUUAACUAAAGAGCAUAUUAAACAUAGUGACUCCGCGUGGUGCUAUUCUUCAAACUUUGAAUAUUAUCCUGCCAAGAUAUUAGAUUCUUAUAUUAACAGAGAUGUCUCUCUCGUGUUGUUUCGACAAGGUGAAUAUGAGGUAAAAGAUAGCGAUAUACACUAUCUUGAUAUUAGAGUAGGUGAGGAAGUACAAUUGGACCAAAAAGAUUAUUAUGUUGAAGCUCUGGAAAAUAAAGAGCAACAUCCGAUCAACUGUAUACGAGGUUAUGAUACUGUUCACCUAAAACCAGUACUACGCAACGGAAGAAUCGGUAAACGAACUAUUAUUAGGCCAUUGAUGGAUAUCAAACUGAGUUGUGAGCAAUGGGCUCGAAGGGCAAGAAUAAUACUGGAUGAAGGAUCACAGAACCGAGCUAAGGCUUUCCAGUAUCUCAAAACACCAAUACGGCGAUCGAAAGGCACUAAUCUUUUGAGUGAUUCUCCAAAGCGUUCUCUGACAGCAUCGCCUAUAAAAACGAAUAGAACAGAUUUUUACCGUAGUGAGAACAUUUCCCAGCAUAAAGCGCAAUCAGAGGAUUCAGUGAAGAACUUAGAACUAAAUUUGGCUGCAGCUUGUAACGCCAGCCCAACUAAAAAAGUUUUCUCAAGCUGCCUGUUUGUAAUUACUGGUAUUGAUGGAAAAUACGCCGAGAAGAUUACCAAUAUAAUUGAAUCCCAGGGCGGCACAGUUAUUUCUCGCUUCUCUGACUAUUUAAAACGCAAAAACAGUCAAAUGGUUUGGACAAAGACAGAAUUCGGAAGUUAUAAAUUUGCUUGUCUGGUUACUGAAACGCAUAAAAGAACGCAGCGCUAUCUCGAAGCACUGGUGCUUGGAUGGCCUACGUUGCACUGGAAAUUUAUUCAUCGUUGCAUUGAUAAUGGAGGCAUAACCUUGGAAACUUCUAUAUUCCCUUUCUUGUUACCUGCAGGAGAAAGCCACCGGCUAUCAACUAAUUCAAUUCAGAAAACUGGCACCAUAAAAUCUGCUAACAUUUCAAGGUUCUUUAUGAAUUUAUGCCAAAAUAUUACCCUGAAAAAUCAAUUGGAUACCUUUAAUGUCAGACAACUAAUUGGCUUUGAUGUAAUUAUUGUGGGACAUUCUGACACUGACGAAUUUGUGGAAUUCGUGUUUGCAUGUUUCAGGGCAAACAACUUGCUGAAGUUCAAUACUACUGAUGAAAUGUCCACUGCCUUAAAUCAAACAAACCAAAAUAUUGACAGCGGGAAGUUAUUGAUAUAUGUUAAUUACACCGAUACUACUAAGAGCGAACGGGCAAAAUCAGAAAUCAGUGCAUUGUUAAAAGAACACAAAACCAGGAAUCAUUUAUAUCAGGUUUACGUCAAAACGCGUGAGUGGUUAAUUCAAACAAUAAUCAGUGAAGAUUGCGGGUGGUCCUAA